Molecule: messenger RNA, 2856 nt
Organism: Nannospalax galili (Upper Galilee mountains blind mole rat)
Lineage: Eukaryota; Metazoa; Chordata; Mammalia; Rodentia; Spalacidae
Gene: Ttc27
Product: tetratricopeptide repeat domain 27
Exons: 20
Coding region: 198-2741 (847 amino acids)
Molecular function (GO): protein binding
Source: RefSeq, a predicted model, not a curated record
CGUGUGUGUUUUCCCAGCGUGCCCCGCGCGGCUGUCAUGGCGGCCUCCUUGUCUGUGGGUCUCUAUCACGUGGGUCUCUAACCCCUUGCGUGUCUUCCCUGUGCCUGUGGCCAUUAGACGUCGGCGACUGUGUCCCCUCCUCUCUGUUUCGUCCUCUCCGGUGUGACACUUGUGGAAACCCGCCUUGGGGUACAGCGAUGCCCGGCGUGAUGUGGACCCCGGAGCUGGCGCUUCUGAGGGGCUUCUCCACCGAGGCGGAGCGGCUGUCUUGGAAGCAGGAGGGGAUCCGCGGCUCAGAUACUGGAGUUUUCUUACAAUUGCUGUUAGAAGGGAACUAUGAGGCUGUGUUCUUACAUUCAGUGACACAAGAUAUUUUAAAUUCAACAAUGAUGCCUGAAGAAAAGAUUGACAAUUACCUGGAGAAGCAGAUAAUAACAUUCCUGGAUUGCUCCACAGAUUUGGAUGAAAUUGAAAGACAGCGGCUGCUCUUCCUGCUUGGUGUCAGCAGCUUGCAGUUUUUUGUUCAGGAGAACUGGACCGGGCCGCCGGGGGACUUGCACCCUCAGGAUAUCUUGCCAUCUGUUUUGUUUGAGCAGCUCAGUGAGGUCAGAAGACUGGAUGCGGCUAUUCUGAGCUUGCUUACUCUAGAUGCUGAAUCAGUCUACAGCCUGACCUCGAAGCCCGUGUUGCUGCUGAUAGCACGCAUUAUCCUAGUGUCUGUCAGACAUAAACUGACAGCUAUCCAGAGCUUGCCAUGGUGGACUUUGAGAUACGUGAAUAUUCAUCAACAGUUGCUUGAGGAGCGCUCCGUGCAGCUUUUUGCUCUUGCUGAAGACCGUAUUGAUCAAGUGAUGAAACUAGAGAAUUUAUUUGAUGGUGAUUCAGGUCGACUUUUGGCUAUUCAAUUCCAUCUGGAAUGUGCACACAUAUUUUUAUAUUAUUAUGAGUAUAGAAAAGCAAAAGAUCAAUUCAACAUUGCUAAAGAUAUCAGCAAAUUGCAAAUUGAUUUGACAGGUGCUUUGGGAAAAAGGACACGAUUCCAGGAAAAUUAUGUGGCACAACUGAUUCUAGAUGUAAGAAGAGAAGAGGCUGUACUUUCUCAUUGUGAAUUCAGCCUAGCACCUACCCCUCAGGAAUAUUUAACCAAGAAUCUUGGGCUCAAUGAUGAUACUGUUCUGAAUGAGAUAAAGUUAGCAGACAGUGAGCAAUUUCAGAUGCCUGAUCUGUGUGCUGAAGAGCUUGCUGUUAUCCUUGGAGUCUGCACAGAUUUCCAAAAGAAUAAUCCAGUUCACAAGUUAACUGAAGAGGAACUGCUGGCAUUUACAUCGUGCUUGCUUUCACAACCAAAGUUCUGGGCCAUUCAGACGUCAGCCUUGAUCCUCCGGACAAAACUUGAGAGAGGAAGCACACGCCGAGUGGAACGGGCAAUGAGGCAGACACAGGCUCUUGCAGACCAGUUCGAAGAUAAAACUACAUCUGUACUGGAACGUCUGAAGAUUUUCUUUUGCUGUCAAGUGCCCCCUCACUGGGCUGUUCAGCGUCAACUUGCAAGUUUGCUCUUUGAGUUGGGAUGUACCAGGUCAGCCCUUCAGAUAUUUGAGAAGCUGGAAAUGUGGGAAGAUGUGGUCAUCUGCUAUGAAAGGACUGGGCAGCAUGGCAAGGCAGAAGAAAUCCUUAGACAAGAACUGGAGAAAAAAGAAACACCAAGUUUAUACUGCUUGCUUGGGGAUGUCCUUCGAGACCACUCCUGCUAUGACAAGGCCUGGGAGUUGUCUCAGCACCGCAGUGCUCGUGCCCAGCGCUGCAAAGCCCUCCUUCAUCUUCGGAACAAGGAGUUUCAGGAAUGUGUGGAGUGCUUUGAGCGCUCAGUGAAGAUUAAUCCCAUGCAGCUUGGGGUCUGGUUUUCUCUAGGUUGUGCCUACUUGGCUUUGGAAGACUAUGGAGGCUCAGCAAGGGCAUUUCAGCGCUGUGUGACUCUAGAACCUGACAAUGCUGAAGCUUGGAACAAUUUAUCAACUUCUUAUAUUCGAUUAAAAAAAAAAGCAAAAGCCUUUAGAACUUUACAAGAAGCUCUCAAAUGUAACUAUGAGCACUGGCAAAUUUGGGAAAACUACAUCCUCACCAGCACUGAUGUUGGGGAGUUCUCAGAAGCCAUUAAAGCUUAUCACCGGCUCUUGGAUUUACGAGACAAAUACAAAGAUGUACAGGUCCUUAAAAUUCUGGUCAGAGCACUGGUUAAUGGGAUGACCGAUCGAAGUGGAGAUGUCACCUUCAGCCUCAAAGAAAAGCUGCAGGAAUUGUUUGGCAGAGUAACUUCGAGAGUGACCAACGACGGUGAAAUCUGGAGGCUGUAUGCCCAAGUGCACGGGAGUGGGCAGAGUGAGGAGCCUGAUGAGAAUGAGAAGGCAUUCCAGUGUCUCUCAAAGGCGUACAAAUGUGACACACAAUCCAGUUGUUGGGAGAAAGAUGUUGCAUCAUUUAAGGAAGUGGUUGAGAGAGCCUUAGGACUUGCACAUGUGGCUAUAAAAUGCAGUGAAAGCAAAUCCAGGCCCCAAGAAGCUGUUCAAGUGCUUUCUUCAGCUCGACUCAAUUUACGGGGCCUGCUGUCCAAAGCAAAGCAAAAUUUUACAGAUGUGGCAAGUGGAGACAUUUGCAGAGAGUUAGCAGAUGAAAUGGCAGCAAUGGAUGCUUUGGUAGCAGAGCUGCAAGACCGAAGCAACCAGUUUCGGAAUCAGUACUGACCAUGUGGAAGCAGCUUUUGGCAAAGGUGCUUUUGCCUUCUCAAAUCCUGAUACCUGUAUAGCUGAAGCACGAGCUACUGAUUUUUACAAUAAAUUUGUUUGGUGGUUAAAGUUC